AUGACAGGCGGCGCGCUCGCAUCCGUUCAAGCGGCAUCGCCGGGACACGACCUCGCAGUUCGCCCUCGCUGGUACUGUUCGACCUGGUGGGCCAGUCUGGUCCUUGGACUAGUCAACUUCUGCGCUCCCGGCAUCUGGGGCGCAAUGAACUCGCUCGGCGCCGGCGGUCUAGCGACUCCCUUCACCGCCAACCUCGCCAAUGCCCUGACCUUCGGACUCAUGGUCCUCACCGCCUUCCUCACUUCCGCCAUCGUCCGACUCGUCGGGGUCAAGUGGACGCUAGCAUUCGGUGCGGCGGGAUACGCUCCCUAUGCUGCCGGACUGUACUGCAACAGCUUGUACGGUAAUCAAUGGUUCCUCUUGCUCGGCGCAGCACUCUGCGGCAUCUCGGCCGGCACGUUCUGGGCGAUCGAAGCCGCCAUCGCGCUCAGCUACCCCGAGCCAUACAACCAAGGCCGCUUCCUCGGCCUCUGGCUGUCCUUCCGCGUCGGCGGCCAAAUUCUCGGCGGCGCCAUCAACCUCGGCCUGAACGCGAACCGCUCGACCGCCGGCGCCGUCAACUCGAAGGUGUACAUCAUCUUCAUCGUCCUCCAGGCGGUUGGACCGUUCGUCGCGUUCCUCUUGCCUGCGCCGCGCAAGGUCCAGCGUACGGAUGGCCUGCCCGUUCGCCUCUUCAUCGACAACCCCCUCCUCCACGAGCUGAAGGCGACCGCGAAGCUCUUCUUUUCCAAGCGGUUCCUCCUCAUCGUCCCGCUCAUCACGCAAGCCGUCUUUCCCGAAAGCUUCAACGGCACCUACCUCACCCUGCACUUCUCGACCCGCUCUCGCGCCCUCGGCUCCUUCCUCUCGGCCAUCGUGGCCAUCGUCUGCGGAAACCUCCUCGGUCUCUGGCUCGACCGGACGAGGGUCUCGCUCAAGCGCCGCGCCCGGCUCGCCUUCUUCGUCGUCCUUGGCUUGCAAGGAGCGUGGUGGAUCUGGUCGACGGUCAUUCAGGUCGAGUUCAACCGGACCGGGCGAGUGUACGACUGGGCAGACAAGGGAUUCGGGCGCGGAUUCGCCCUCUAUUUGUUCCUCGUCGCCGGAUUCCAGCUCAACUACCUCUUCCUCUACUUUGUCGUCGGCACACUUGUAACGGAACCAGCCGACAUCGUUCGGAUUGGCGGUCUCUUGCGUGCGACCGAGUCUGCGGCACAAGCGGUCUCUUACGGCCUCAACUCCCUCUCCUCCUUCACGACAGUCGGCGCCUCCUCCCUCAAUUUCGGCCUCUGGGCUUUCUCCCUCUUCCCCGCCUGGCUGGUCAUCGGCAAGAUCGGCACGGAGUACCUCGGCAGGGGAGUGAAGGAGACGGAGGAGGCGGAGGUCAAGGUGUUGGAGAGCGGAGGGGCGAGCUUGGAGAGCGAGAAGAGCUCGAUUGUCAGGUAG
Rhodotorula toruloides NP11 is the source of this 1422-nucleotide messenger RNA. Its product is annotated as Major Facilitator Superfamily protein. The coding region runs from base 1 to 1422 and encodes 473 amino acids. The record is from RefSeq and is a predicted model, not a curated record. Lineage: Eukaryota; Fungi; Basidiomycota; Microbotryomycetes; Sporidiobolales; Sporidiobolaceae. The transcript has 5 exons.